Molecule: messenger RNA, 1053 nt
Organism: Blepharisma stoltei
Lineage: Eukaryota; Ciliophora; Heterotrichea; Heterotrichida; Blepharismidae
Source: the annotation of a GenBank genome assembly
AUGCUGAGACUUAGCAUCAGGAACUUUUCCAAAUUCACAGCCUUAUCAGCUUCUCACAGGUUUUCGCUGCCAAAGAAAAAAAAUCCUCUAGGCCUGCAAAGAAAAGCAGAUUACCUACACGACCCUGACCGCUUAGCAAAGCUCCAAAAGCUUGCAAAGGACGAAACCUCAAUUCCUGGGAUGUCUCUGAGCGAGUCCGUCAAAAAACUCGCCAAAACUGACGAAGAGUUCAACGAUUUCCUCAAAGAGUUCAAGUCCAAAGAAGAGCCUAAAUGGUCAUCCAUAUUAAAAGCUGAAAGGAAAGCCCACGUCAGAGACUACGAAAAGACCUUAUUAAAAACAGACGAAGAGCGUAUUGCUGAGCUGGAAUUGCAUGAAGAGUUCAGAAAAAAAGAAUACAUCAAGCAUAUCAAAGAAGCAGUCAAAUCUAGCAACACAUUAAAUGAAGUAAGGGAGCCAGGCAUUGGUUAUGACCUAAAAACAUUGAAAAAUAUGAAAUUUGAGGCGCCAUGGAAAGCUUCCGCUGAAAAAGACUUUCAUGUGAUUUUUCUUGAUUCUUCUACGUCAACUAAUAUAUCUGCACUACAAAGGACUAAUAGUAGAAGAACGCUGCUUUUUAUGGGCAAUGGCGCUGGCAUGAUUGCAUAUGGGAUUGGGACAGCUACAAGCUAUAGCGACUCUUUUGAUAAAGCUGUUGAAGUCUGCAGGAGAAAUUUGAUAAAUAUUCCUUUGGAUCCUUGGUACACUAACCCAAUUUAUUUGAAAGGAAAGUGGCAUGGCACUAUUUUUGAAAUCUGGCCGUCACAGGCAGGGCAGUCUUGGGGAGAGCCAACAUAUGGAAACAUGCUGAUACUAGCUGGGCUGCAUAACUUUGAGUGGAAAAUUACUGGGAAAAACGCGACAGAGUAUUCGAAGACUUAUGCAAUGUUCAAUGCGUUGGUUAGGAAUACCACGCCUAGAGAGUUGGCAGAGAUAUCUGGGAAGAAGCUAUAUACUAUAUCAUGGGGUAGACCAGACAGAUUGCAUGAUCUGCCAGUAAUGUCUAGAGGAUAA